CCAAAACUACUUCUUAUAAAAAUGCAGGUGGAGCUACCACUCGGCUACUAGAAACAAAAUGGAAAGUGUAUUUUUAUCCCUUUUUUGUCUAUUCACGACUCAUUAGUUCAGGCAUGCUUGGCCUUGAUUAUUGUCUUUUCUUCUUGAAGAUAUGAACCAGAGCUCAUCAAAGAAAUUGUUGACAAGGUGCGUACCUUAGUACAUCCUACAUGGUCGGCGCCUGAUGAAAAGCUGGUUGGAAUUGAUUCAACAUUGGAGCAUCUACAUAGGCUUCUAGAUACAGAGUCAGAUGAUGUACGUUUUAUAGGGAUAUGGGGGUUGAGUGGGAUAGGUAAGACAACUAUUGCUGAGAGAACUUGUGCGAGGAUUCUUCAUAAAUUUGAAGGCAGCUGCUUUCUUGACAGAGUUAGAGAUAAGGUUUCUCAAACAGAUGGUCUAAAAAAUCUAAAAAGAGAACUUUGCAAGAGCCUUAUGAACAGAAAUAUAGAAGACUGGGCCUUUGAUAUACAAGGCACAAUCAAAAGGCUCUUAUCUCACAAAAAAGUUCUUCUUGUUCUUGAUGAUGUGGAUGAUAAUAGUCAAUUAGAAGAGUUAUGUGGGAACCAAGAUGGGUUUGCUCCAGGGAGCAGAGUCAUUAUUACAGCAAGAAGUGAACGAUUGCUAAGUAGACAUGGUGUGGACAAAACAAUUGAGCUGCAGAAGUUAAAUGACCAAGACGCUCUUCAACUUUUUAGCUUGAAAGCCUUUGGAAGAGAUUAUCCAGAUAAAGGCUAUGUAGCUCUGUCUAAAUGUUUUGUGAGUUAUGCCAAUGGCCUCCCAUUAGCUCUUAAACUCUGGGGAUCAUCUUUGCAUAAAGCAGAUCAAGAUGAAUGGAGAAGUAAAUUGGGUAAACUAAGAGAUAAUUUUGAUGGAAAAAUUCUGGAGAGGCUUAAAAUAAGUUUUGAUGAAUUAGACGAAGAGGAGAAAAGUAUUUUCCUUGAUAUCGCAUGCUUCUUUACGGGAAAGUACAAAGAUGAAGUGGUUGAAAGACUACACGGCUUUCGUUCCCGCAUAGACAACACUAUAAAAGUUCUUAUCAGGUGGUCUAUGUUAACAGUUUCAGAUAAUAUGGUGUGGAUGCAUAAUUUGUUACAAGAAAUGGGUAGAGCAAUUGUUCGUGAAGAGUCAAAAGAACCUGGUGAACGUAGCAGGUUGUGGCUUUCAAAGGACAUUUUUUAUGUUUUGAGAAAUAAUACGGGGACAUCAGCAGUUGAAGGCAUUGUCUUAGACCAUCGUGAAUCAGAAGUGUGUGAAUGCCAUCCCGAAGCCUUUUCAAAGAUGUUUAAUCUUAAAUUUCUCAAACUUCAUAAUGUGUACCUUCAUAAAGGCCUCGCAUGUCUUCCUAACUCCUUACAAUUUCUUGAAUGGAAAGGUUAUCCUUUAGAUUCUCUCCCCUUAGGUUUCAAACCGGAUAAGCUUGUUGAACUCAGCAUGUGUCAUAGUAGGAUUGAACAGCUUUGGAGUGGAAUAAAGGAUUUUGACAAGUUGAAAGUCAUCAAACUUAGUCAUUCAAAAAGUUUGACUAGCACCCCCGAUUUCAAAGAGGUCCAAAAUCUUGAGAGACUAGAUCUUGAGGGAUGUGAAAGUCUAGUUGUGAUCCACUCAUCCAUACGAGUUCUCAAAAAGCUUCUUUUCUUGAAUCUUAAAGACUGCAAAAGUCUUGAGAGUUUGCCAGGUGAGAUUGCAAUGGAAUGCCUGGAAAUCUUAUCCUUUCUGGUUGCUCAAAUGUUAAAAGGAUUCCUGAAUUUGUUGGAUAUAUGGAGAAUUUGUGGAAGAUUUCUUUAGAUGGGACAGCUAUUGCAGAUAUACCAUCAUCAAUUGAAGGUCUGACUAAACUUUCUGUUCUUGAUAUUAGAGAUUGUGUAAAUCUGACUCGUCUUCCAAACACCAUUGGCAAAUUGAAGUACCUUAAAAGUCUUAAUGCUUCUGGAUGCACACAACUUGCAGAACUGCCUGCAAGCUUUGAGGAACUAGUGUCUUUGGAAAAGCUUGAUUUAAGUGGAACUGCCGUAGAAAAAUGGCCCUUUUCCGUUGUCCAUUUGAAAAAUCUAGAAUCAUUUCUUUUCCGUGGACCAAAAGGGCGAUCACCACAGCCAUGGCAUGUGUUGCUCCCUUUUAGAUGGCCAUUGAUGAGUCGUCAACCUAUGACUGAGUUCUUGCCUCCUUUGUCAGGGUUAUGUUCUUUAAGGGAGUUAGAUCUAUGUGAUCACAAUCUUCGGGAUGGAACAAUCCUCGCUGAUAUUGGUUGCUUAUCUUCUUUGGUAUCAUUGAACUUGAGUGGAAAUGAUUUUGUUAGCCUUCCUGAAAGCAUUAGCCAGCUUUCUCAGCUUGAGAACUUAUAUUUGAGUGGUUGCCGGAGUCUUGAACACCUUCCAUUCCUUUCAUCAACUAAAAGUUUACAAGUGACUGCCGAUGGAUGCACUUCACUGGAAAGGCUCCAACAUCCAUUGAAUUUGGAUACAUUAAAUUCUUCAUGUUUCAAUUUGACGAAUUGCUUUGGAUUGGUUGAGAAAGAAAGCCACGACCAUAAAACAUUCACUAUGCUCCGAAAAUACCUUCAGAGAAUCUCGUAUCCACGAGAUAGGUUUGAAAUUGUAAUUCCUGGAAGUAAUAUUCCUUGGUGGUUCAGUCAUCAAAGAGUGGGAUCUUCAGUAAGAAUACAGGUAACUCCGAAUUGGUGUAGUAACAAGUGGAUGGGAUAUGCUCUUUGCGCUGUUUUUCAAGUUUUCAGCAGUGGAUGGGAGGUCUCUUGUAUUUUGCAAGUCAAUGGAAAAAGAAAGUACCCUGCGCCUGCAUUAUCAACUGAUGUCCAGCCCGUUUCGGAUCAUCUUUGGCUAUUCUAUGUGACUCGUGACACAAGCUUUGGUACCGAAUGGCAAAAGAGUUGUGAUCAGUUAACAUUUUCAUUUGAAAGCUCAGGCCCCAGCUUGGUCAAGAGUUGCGGUGCCCGUUUGAUUUACGAACGAGAUGUGAAAGAGUUCAACGAAGUAUUGACACAAUCCAGCAGCAACAUCUCUACUUAAAAACACAAUGAGGGGAAAGGACACAGUGGAACUCAUAGUUUUGAUGAAGAAUUAUAGUUCAAAUUCACCUUUGCCGCACCAAUUAUCUAAUUCCCUCCCUAAUGUCAUAAGAA
Prunus avium (sweet cherry) is the source of this 3175-nucleotide messenger RNA. Lineage: Eukaryota; Viridiplantae; Streptophyta; Magnoliopsida; Rosales; Rosaceae. The record is from RefSeq and is a predicted model, not a curated record.